Messenger RNA from Mercenaria mercenaria, 909 nucleotides. RefSeq lists its product as uncharacterized. Bases 67 to 879 code for a protein of 270 amino acids. The record is from RefSeq and is a predicted model, not a curated record. The transcript is spliced from 3 exons. NCBI's taxonomy places the organism in Eukaryota, Metazoa, Mollusca, Bivalvia, Venerida, Veneridae.
GUGCAAAAACACACAUUGGUGGCUACUCCAAUAGUUUUAAAAGCUGGUGCUCAGCAGCUUUCUAAAAUGUUCUUUGCGGACGUUUUAAUUGUACUGGUAGCGUUUCAUGGUGUAAAUUGUGAAGAACAAAAGCGACUUGUUUUUCACAGCAGUGAUGACAUUGCUUUGGAGUUCCAGACAUUACGCCAGGAAAUAGAAGCUCUUAAAAUAAACCACACAAACGACAGACAAAUGCUCCAGAGUUCGCACGCACAAGAAAUACAAUCGCUCAAGAGUACACAAGCGCAAGAAUUGGCAGCCCUGAAAACAGAAAUUUCAGUAUUGAAGAGUGAUCAAGGAUCAACGUAUGUGAGGUGGGGUAAAACAGCGUGUGAUGGUAAUGGUACAGAGAAGGUAUACUCAGGAUUUACAUCGGGUUCACCAUAUGAUGUCGAAGGUGCUGCGAGCUACGUCUGUCUCCCACAACAUCCUACUUGGGCAAAAUAUAAAGAUGGCAUACAAGGCAUAGGUGGUAAAAUAUCCGGCACAGAGUAUGAGAUGUAUUCAACUAUUGACCCAUUUUCUCAAAACAUGCAAGAUCAAGAUGCACCUUGCGUAGUGUGCCGAAGUCCGAGACCAACAACUGUCAUGAUACCAGGAAGGAAAGACUGCUACCCGAACUGGACACAAGAAUACACGGGGUAUCUUAUGAGUGGUCAUUCUGGCCAUAAAGGUGGUUCUGACUACGCCUGUGUGGACGCUGACCCAGAAGCUGUCUAUCACGGAGAAGCUGACCAAAACGGCAAGCUACUCUAUCUUACAGAAGUUAAGUGUGGAUCUCUUCCAUGCCAGGAGUACCCGGACGGACGUGAACUGGCGUGUGUUGUUUGUUCAAAAUAAUUUGAAGAAAAUAAAUAACUCUUUACUUCA